This is a messenger RNA of Paramacrobiotus metropolitanus, 2675 nucleotides long. RefSeq lists its product as uncharacterized. Gene Ontology annotation, biological process: protein ubiquitination. The transcript has 7 exons. Bases 136 to 2343 code for a protein of 735 amino acids. Gene Ontology annotation, cellular component: cytoplasm. The record is from RefSeq and is a predicted model, not a curated record. Gene Ontology annotation, molecular function: protein binding; ubiquitin-protein transferase activity. Lineage: Eukaryota; Metazoa; Tardigrada; Eutardigrada; Parachela; Macrobiotidae.
CUGCGUAGACGAUAAACUUCUGCCACAUUCGAAUUUCCUGCAUUGUACAGUAAUUAUGAAUUCUUAACAGUUAGCAUACGGUUGCUAAUUUUACAUAGGAUCUCAGUCAAAAAACCAUCCGUACAAGGUUGAGAAAUGGGGGCGUCGGCUAGCACGGAAGCGGGACCUCUGCACGGGGCUGUUGCGGAAGGGAAUGUGCUGCAAGUGCGUCACAUCUGCUCGACGGCCAACAGCAGCGUGAUCAACCGGGAAUUCAACGGGGAGACACCGUUGACGCUAGCACUACGUGACGGCAUCGACAUCGCCAUUCUCCGUGAAUUACUUCAGUGUCCACGUCUGGAUGUCAAUAAGCCGACCACCAGCGCUCGAAACACUCCACUGAUGACCGCUGUAGUCUUGGCAGGGCAUCCCAGUGCCAAAACCAGCAUUCUGCAGAAAGCGGAGCUCAUAGCAGCACAUCCACGCUGCCGGUUAGCGUUGCGGAAUGGCGAGAACUGGACAGCGCUGGAGAUGGCGGUACGAACCAAGAAUCCAGCAAUUGUAGGGUGUCUGUUACGCGGUGAUCGGGUCAAGCACUAUGCGGCAGAGGAUAUCAUUAAGGUGGGUGCAUUGGCUGUCAAGAGCGAGAAUGCGGAUCUGGUGGUGGCGAUUCUGGAUAGUGUUCCCGAGGGGAUUCAGAAGAUAUUUCUGGCAGUCGCGAAAGAGGUUCUGAAUAACGAAGAGGCAGAUAGUCGGGCAAAACAACCAAUAGAAACCCACAAAGACAUACCUCCGCUGCAUUCUGCCAUUAUGAGAGAAGAUAUUACCGGUGUCCAAGAAAUCCUUCAGCAACCGAACACUGACGUCAACCAGAAAGUCGCCGGCUUAACGCCCUUAAUGUUAGCAGCUUGUGGACGCAGCCCGCCUAUUGUCCAAAUGCUCGUCGACACUCCGUCCAUCGACAUCAACAUGACCUCCACCGGUUUCAAGAAGACGACAGCAUUAAUCAUGUGCGCUUUUGCGGGUGGCAUUGCGGAUGAAGAAGAGCGGGUCAAGAUGAUGAACGCCAUACUGGCUCAUCCGCAAUGUGAUCCCACGCUAAAGGACGAAGACGGAGUCAACGCUCUCGGCAUGACGGCUGUGUUCGAUAAUGACAAGCUGGCCGAUUGUCUGAUAGCGGACGGGCGCAUCGAUCGGUAUGCGCUGGAUGAUGUAUGGCAGUGCGUGAGGUUUGCCAUCAGUGCGGAGCAUAAGGAUUUGGCGCUUACCUUAUGUAAUGCCGUGCGGGAUGAUCGCAGAGCGGUGUUGGCUAUGAGAUUGGAUCGUUCGCAAAAUGGAAACGCACCGGAAGCACUGAAGACGGCCAUCCUGCUAAAAUCGCACAUGGUCAACGGAAAACUGCUGAAUCGCACCAUCAAGUUAGCCCUUCGGCUGGGCCGGCCCGUGGUGGGCAGCCACGUUGUUAUCAACAAGGACCAGGCACUGGUGAGGAUGAAACAAGCGGAACACAACCUGAAUUUCGCUGCGGAGAUGUGCGGUUGCUGGGGAAUUGUGGAGAUGAUCACGUCAAGCGGUGAUGCGGAAAUAAAACUCUUUAACGUUCCAGUACCGGCUUUGCGCAUUGUACUGUGCAAUCCUGAAGCCCUGAAGGUUGUAUCGCGAGACGGAUACGAAGGCCGUGACGGCGAUGGGCACGUGAUCAAGGCCAAAAAUAUUGUGCGCGUCGUGGCGGAAAUCGACAUCGCUCGUGAGCUGCAGAAGACUCACGGCGGUCUAGAUGAUGAUCAUCUGAACGCUCUGGGAAAAUUGGGUGAUAUCCUGUUUUUCGAUGAAGACGGCGAUGUACAAGUCAGUGUGGGCAAACAAGUCAGCUGUUUCAAUCCAAAAGCACUAAGGAAAGUGGAUAAAGUUCCAUGCGGUGACGGUUCCAGCAUCCAGGUCGGCGAUCAGGUCCGUGUAAUCCUCACCGAAGCCGCAUUCCAGUCCGUACAAACCGAGGAGUUCGGUGAUUGGUCACCUACUGUGGCCGGUCUGAUUGGGGCCACGUUGACAGUGAAGAGGAUGUAUACAUCUCCAUCGGACGACCCCAAGAUUGUGCUUGAAGUAGAGCAUAACGGCCGCCGAGUGUUUGUCAACCCACAAGCAGUCGGCUCGCUUGAUAACGCUAAUAUGGACGUGACCGGCAACGUAUUAGAGCCGGUAACUGCAGCACCGAUGCAAACUACUGCCCCGAGUACCAAUCCAGAACGCAGCGGCAUUUCUUCUUCAGAUUUGGAAGCCUUGCAGCGCAAUGCACUGGAGCUGGCCCUGCUUCAGGAACUGGAUCCAAAUUAUUCCAAACCCGAUCUGAGCAGCGCUAAUUAAUUAAUCAAUAAUAUCACGUGAUUAAACCAGUGUGAUCUUUUCCUUAACUUGCACUUCCGAUACUGCCUUGGUUCGAAAGCUACCGGAAACCAGUGCUUGCUAUGAUUUGUAAUUUGCGGGGAAAAGAAUUUAUUGAUGUUUUCUGCGUAGCACGCCCAGCAGGUGACUGCUAACUGUGUACUAUGAAGAACUGUUUUACGUUCGGUUGUUCGGCAUACCAACGCGGACAGUGGUAAUCCUGCAACUUUUAAGCCACUACUGAGGUACGAGUAUUUAUUUGUCGUGGUUCAAAUGACGGCUUCGUGCUAAAAAAUCAACAAAUCCACUCUUCA